CGUGACGCGACGGCGCGUGGUGAUGACGUCAAGUGGCCUCCACGUCGCCGGGGCGGCCAAGAUGGCGGCGGCGGAGGGGAGCGGGGCCGGGGGGACCCUGUUCCCAGGUCUGGCAGAUGUGUCGAUAUCCCAGGAUAUCCCAGUGGAAGGGGAGAUCACUGUCCCUGUGGGAUCUCACUCUCCUGAUGAGGAUUACUCCACGCUGGACGAGCCAGUCAAGGACACAAUUAUGAGGGACCUGAAGGCUGUUGGGAAGAAGUUUGUCCAUGUGAUGUAUCCCAGGAAGAGCAGCGCGCUCCUCAGGGACUGGGAUCUGUGGGGCCCAUUGGUGCUGUGUGUCUCCCUGGCUCUGAUGCUGCAGGGUGGCUCUGCAGACAGCAAGGAUGAUGGAGGGCCCCAGUUUGCCGAGGUCUUUGUCAUCAUCUGGUUUGGGGCCGUUGUCAUCACACUCAACUCAAAGCUUCUGGGAGGGACCAUCUCCUUCUUCCAGAGCCUGUGUGUGCUUGGGUACUGCGUGCUGCCGCUGACCGUGGCCAUGCUGGUGUGCAGGCUGGUGCUGCUGGCGGGUGCGGGCACCAUCAGCUUCAUCAUCCGCCUCAUCGUGGUGGGGGCCAUGUUUGGCUGGUCCACCUUGGCAUCCACGGCGUUCCUGGCGGACAGCCAGCCCCCCAACCGUAAGGCGCUCGUCGUGUACCCCAUCUUCCUCUUCUACUUCGUCAUCAGCUGGAUGAUCCUCACCUUCACCCCCCAGUGAGCACCAUCCCGAGGGACUGGGACACGGACUGGACUUUUUCAUGGACGCUGCAGUGAAUCCUUGGCUUUAUCUCUUUCUAAUUUAUAUAUAGGGAUACUGUAAAAAGGCAGGUUGUGGGAUAAAGCCAGAGAGCUGCAAAAAGUGCUUGUUUGUGUGUCCCUCUUUGUGAAAGAUACUGAGGUCCAGCUGCUGAGGGGUUUAUUUAGCCCUGUUCUGUAUUGGUGUUAAAUAAUGCCCACUGGGAGAAGGGAUUGUUCCAUCUGAGGAGAGAGCAGGAGAUCCUGGAUUUUCAAGCUGUUGGGAGAUGAAGUUCGCACGACUUGGCAGAUUUCCUGCCUGUGCCUGGAUUCUCACUGAAGAUGAAAAUGCCUUAUCAAACCAUAGAACUUCACUGCAAUGAUAUGUGGAGAGGAAAGAGACAUGUCUGACUCCUUUUCGUUCUCUUGUAGAGUGGUGGGAUGUGCACCCAGGGCAGUGUGGGACUGGGGCUUUCCCAGGAAAGGAGAGUUCAGUCAAAACUCAGUUGGGUCACUCUGGAGAGAGUUGGAGCUGGUGGCAGGGAGUUGCUUUUGCUCAUUUCCAUGUGUUGUGUGUGUCCAUCCCUUCAUGUGGCAGGAAAGAGGGUUCCAACUUGGUGCCUUCAGCAUUGCAUCCAUGAGAGGACUGUGGGCUCACUGCAAGUUACAGACCUGUGACCACAGGGGACAGAGCUCAGAGUCCUGCAGAAAUGCUGAGACUGCUUUGUAGCAGGGACUGGGCUCUGUGCAUAUGGGAAGGGAAAAAUCCCUGGAAAGUACUAUGAAUGUAUAUGUAUGAUUAAAAACAAGGGGUUCUGUGCGGGAAGUUGAGGUUUUGCUGCACAGGCUGUUUGGGUCUGAAAAACCAUACCAGGGCUUGGGCCCCAAAGUGUUAAAACAGCUUGAAGGAAGGGAAGUAAAUGGUACUAGAGGUGGUGGCUGCUCUGAAGCAGGAUGUGAAUUCUGCUCUCUCCUGCCUCUGUGUGACAGUCCUUUGGUUGUUCACAGGGCCAGCAAAGAAAUGUGUGCAAAUGUGCAUUUGUUCCCUUCUACUUCCCGUGAGAUGUCAGACACUGUUCUGAGGGUUGUUUUGUGGGGUUUAGUUUUGCUUAAUCCUUUAAUAAAAGGGAGGGAGCUCUUCCGGUUACUGCAGGUGCAUCAUGUACCUCUCCUGGGAACAGGUGUGCAAGAGUCAGGUGUAUUUUGGCACAGACAUUGGGAGCUGGGACUUGCUUUUGGAAACUGUACAGAAAUGAUUCCUGUUGUCUGUUGUCCUGAGUCAGCAAUCCAUGAAAUAUCUGGGGUGAAAAAGCUGCUGUAAAGUGUCCUUUUUCCUACAUUUGUGCAGAUAGACUGAAACUGAGGUCUGUGGGUUCUGCUGAGGUGUGAAUGUGCCUAAUUUCUAGUUCUAUGUGCAAGAGCAGUCUGUGCUGUAAACGCUGGCGGUGGGUAGGAGUUGGGAUGGAAAUUGCUGAAUUUCAGAUUAAAAGUGCAUUUUUGCAUUUGUGGAUAAUGAGCUGCUGUGUGUGGCAGGGCCUGGCUGUGGCACCAAGGGGCUGGAGGGGAGCUGUGGUGGUUUGUAGACAUGGGAACCAUGGAAGGGGGAAUUUUUAAGCUUCCAUUAAAUUAUUGCUGGUAUGGAA
Corvus hawaiiensis (hawaiian crow) is the source of this 2414-nucleotide messenger RNA. RefSeq names its product Yip1 domain family member 6 (gene YIPF6). Gene Ontology annotation, cellular component: trans-Golgi network; membrane. Gene Ontology annotation, biological process: endoplasmic reticulum to Golgi vesicle-mediated transport. The coding region runs from base 23 to 754 and encodes 243 amino acids. The record is from RefSeq and is a predicted model, not a curated record. Lineage: Eukaryota; Metazoa; Chordata; Aves; Passeriformes; Corvidae. The transcript has 7 exons.